Danaus chrysippus (African queen) is the source of this 384-nucleotide messenger RNA. The record is from the annotation of a GenBank genome assembly. NCBI's taxonomy places the organism in Eukaryota, Metazoa, Arthropoda, Insecta, Lepidoptera, Nymphalidae.
CUGACUCUUGGGAGGGUAGGCCACAAGGAAUACUAUCGUCCCAUUUUUGCUGUUGCUGCUAACAGAUGCUUCGCCGAGUACCUGCACAGGAUCGCUAUAAGGAAAACGAACCUCACCUUCCACCACUGUGACGAGGCGAUGUACACAGCUUGUCACAGUUUGGAGUUCAUAGACUCGGUAGCACUGAGAGCUGGUUGUCGUUGGUUAAUAAGCAUCAUGAUCGGCAGCGCGACGUAUUGGAUCACAGUGGCCUUCUUUUGCGAUCAGGCGAUUUUGGCAAACGAAGCUGUAGAGCGAAUUAGGAAUCAGAUUUGUCUGCUGAUUCACAAAAGUAGAGAGAUGCUGAGAAAAUGGAGGGAAGAGUACAGCUGCCGCCUCUUCUAG